Molecule: messenger RNA, 724 nt
Organism: Aricia agestis (brown argus)
Lineage: Eukaryota; Metazoa; Arthropoda; Insecta; Lepidoptera; Lycaenidae
Exons: 3
Coding region: 132-485 (117 amino acids)
Source: RefSeq, a predicted model, not a curated record
UGUGUGUAUUAACCCAACUGUGGUGAUUCUAAACUAAAUGCAACUAUCAAUAAUAAUAAUUGAUAACGACUGAAUAUAAAUUCUGAGUUCAAGGCCUAUCACUUUAGUGUUAAAUCCAAAUUAGUGCAGUCAUGUUGUCUCUCAAGACAUUUUCGUUUCUGGCGACAUUGUGCGUGGCGUACGCCGCAGUCGCUAUUGCACCUAGCGACAAAAAACCAGAAAAAUACGCUAAAUUGGAAGGUUGUUAUAUGGCUGAUAUUGACAAAUUCAUGGCCUUCAGAGAACAAUUUACACCAACCGACGGCAGCUGCUUAAGAUACAACUGUUAUGACAGCGGCGACAUACAAAUUGCUUCAUGCGGCGCCGUAGGCAUACCCCCUGGAUGCGAGCCCGCCAGCGGCGACUUGUCACUUCCUUAUCCGAAAUGCUGUGGAGGCUUCAAGUGCAAAAACAGUGACGGCACAUACAAAACUCAUUUCCCAUAAAUUAGACGACAUUUCUUCAUUCUUGCCAUCUUUUUAAUAUUCUUGCUUCCACAGUCUACACGUUCGUUACCCUUCACGCGACGUCGCGUUAAGCGGCAUGUAACGCGUUAACUCAUGAUGCAUUUCACGAGCUAUCUUAAGUACUUUAGUUAAAACACACUACAAAAUAUUGUUAAAACUAUAGAGAGACCAGGCUAUUUGGCAAUGAACGUAAUAAAUAAAUCUAUAAAUAAAAUACA